UCUCAGUACAGCUUGCGGAAGCCUCCCGAACAAAACGCGCUGACAGGGGAUUGGCUGCGGGCAGCGCCAAUCCGACGUCCCUUCGGAGAAGGCGGGACUAGAUGCCGCGCGUCCGGUGCCCGCCCCGCCGCGCGCGCGCGUUGCUAGUGAGUCAGGGUCGGGCGACGCUGAGCUCAGCGGGGCUGCGGGCGGGACGCUGGUUUGUCGCCGCGAGUGGAUGGAUAUUGCGCAACUCGCGCGAGCGCGAAGCUACUCUGCUAAAAGCUAGAAUGAAACAGUUGCCUGCAGCUACAGUGCGCCUCCUUUCAAGUUCUCAGAUAAUCACUUCAGUGGUCAGUGUUGUAAAAGAGCUCAUUGAAAACUCCUUGGAUGCUGGUGCUACAAGCAUAGAUGUUAAACUGGAGAACUAUGGAUUUGAUAAAAUUGAGGUGCGAGACAAUGGUGAGGGUGUCAAGGCCGUUGAUGCACCUGUAAUGGCAAUGAAGUACUAUACCUCAAAAAUAAAUAGUCAUGAAGAUCUUGAAAAUUUGACAACUUAUGGUUUUCGUGGAGAAGCCUUGGGGUCAAUUUGUUGUGUAGCAGAGUUUUUUUCCCUCCAGGUUUUAAUUACAACAAGGACAGCUGCUGAUAAUUUUAGCACCCAGUAUGUUUUAGAUGGCAGUGGCCACAUAAUUUCUCAAAAACCCUCACAUCUUGGUCAAGGUACAACUGUUACUGCUUUAAGAUUAUUUAAGAACCUACCUGUAAGAAAGCAAUUUUAUUCAACUGCUAAAAAAUGUAAAGAUGAAAUAAAAAAAGUCCAAGAUCUCCUCAUAAGCUAUGGUAUUCUUAAACCUGACUUAAGGAUUAUUUUUAUACAUAACAAGGCAGUUAUUUGGCAGAAAACCAGAGUAUCAGAUCACAAGAUGGCUCUUAUGUCUGUUCUGGGAACUGCCAUUAUGGGCAAUAUGGAAUCCUUUCAGCACCACUCUGAAGAGUCUGAGAUUUAUCUCAGUGGAUUUCUUCCAAAGCAUGAUGCAGACCACUCUCUCACCAGUCUUUCAACUCCAGAAAGGAGUUUCAUCUUUAUAAAUAAUCGACCAGUACAUCAAAAAGACAUAUUAAAGUUAAUUCGGCAUUAUUACAAUCUGAAGUGCCUAAAGGAAUCCACUCGUUUGUAUCCCAUUUUUUUUCUAAAAAUUGAUGUGCCUACAGCUGAUGUCGAUGUAAAUUUAACACCAGAUAAAAGUCAAGUAUUGCUACAGAAUAAGGAAUCUGUUUUGAUUGCUCUUGAAAACCUGAUGACGGCUUGUUAUGGACCACUGCUUAGUACAAAUUCUUGUGAAAAUAACAAAACAGAUGUUUCCUCAGCUGGCACGGUUGUUAAUAGAACAGCACAAGCAGAUGCACUUUUUAAUGAAACAGAAUCAUCUGGAAAUAAUUAUCCAAAUGUUGAUACUUCAGCCAUUCCUUCCCAAAAUGAAGUACAGAAUGAUCAAUCUGAAAAAAACACUAGUAAUUGUUUAAAUCAUCAGUUAUGUGUUGGUGAUCAUUGUGAUCGUCAUUUCAGCAGUGAAAAUUCUAGUAUUGAUAAGGACAGUAGAAAUACAUUUCCAGAGAUCCCAGUGAAUAGUUUAUCAUGUGAAGAUGCCCAAAAUGAAUGUCAUGAAACUUGUUUUGUAGGUUCUAUUAAGCAUAUCCAAUCGGAAAAUGGCGAUAAAGGCCAUAGAAAUGAGAGUGGGGAAAACAAGGAAGCAGCAGUCCUUGAGACAUCUUUAGAAAUUUGUGCAGAUGACUGGAGCAAGGGAAAUGUACUUAAAAAUUCAAUGGGAACAAACAUUGAACCUGUGAAAAUUUUAGUGCCACAGGAAAGUUUAGCAUGUAGUAAUAAUCCCAGCCCUGAAUCAAAGAAUCUCAGUGAAGGUACCUGUAACAAAAAGUCAAAUGUGGUUGAUAACAAAUCUGGACAGCUUACAGCUUAUGAUUUAAUUAGCAAUCGUGUAAUCAAGAAACCCAUGUCAGCAAGUGCUCUUUUUAUUCAAGAUUAUCGUGCUCGGUUUCUCACAGAAAAUUCUAAGACUAAUUUGAAGGAUGCAGCAGUACAAAUUGAAGAACUGUGGAAGACAUUGAGUGAACAGGAAAAACUGAAAUACGAAGAGAAGGCUGCUAAGGACUUGGAGCGAUACAAUAGGCAAAUGAAGAGAGCCACUGAACAGGAGUCACAAAUAUCAUUAAAAGAUGGCGGGAAAAAGACAAAACCCAUCAGUGUGUGGCAUUUGGCCCAGAAGGACAAGUUGAAAACUUCAUUAUCUCAUCAGCCAAAACUUGAUGUGCUCUUUCAGUCCCAAAUUGAAAAAAAAAAGACCCAAAGUAUUAAAGUAGUACAGGUUCCCUUUUCUAUGAAAAACUUGAAAAUUAAUUUUGAGAAGCAUAAGAAGUUUGACUUAGAAGAGAAGGAUGAACUUUGCUUGAUCCACAAUCUUAAGUUUCCUGAUGCCUGGCUAAUUGCAUCCAAAAAAGAGGUAAUGUUAUUAAAUCCAUAUAGAAUGGAAGAAGCCCUGCUGUUUAAAAGACUUCUUGAGAAUCAUAAACUUCCUGCAGAGCCACUGGAAAAUCCAAUUAUACUAACAGAGAGUCUUUUUGGUGGAUCUCAUUAUUUAGAGGUUUUAUGUAAAAUGACAACAGAUGACCAAGGAUACAGUGGAUCAACCUACCUGUCUGAUCCUCGUCUUACAGCAAAUGGUUUCAAGAUAAAAUUAAUACCAGGAGUUUCCAUUGCUGAAAACUACUUAGAAAUAGAAGGAAUGGCUAAUUGUCUUCCAUUCUAUGGAGUAAUGGAUUUAAAAGAAAUUCUGAAUGCUAUAUUAAACAAAAAUGCAAAGGAAGUUUACGAAUGUAGACCUCGAAAAGUGAUAAGUUAUCUAGAGGGAGAAGCAGUGCGUCUGUCUAGACAGCUACCCAUGUACUUAUCGAAAGAGGACAUCCUAGACAUUGUCCACAGAAUAAAGCACCAACUUGGAAGUGAAAUUAAAGGGUGUGUUCAUGGUCGCCCGUUUUUUCAUCAUUUAACUCAUCUUCCAGAAACUGAUUAACUAUGUUGAAGAAAAUUAGUUGAAAUUGCUUCAGUCAUAAGACAUUUUUGUCAUUUAAACCAUCUUUUGUAUCAUCAUGUGUUAAAGUUUAUUUUAUAAAUGAAGGUUCACUGGCUUGUUGGUGUAAUGAAAAUUUUUUUUCAAAAAUUGUAGAAAAAUUAAAUAAACUAGUAUAGACUAUUAAUUCAGUUGAUUCUCACAAACCAGCCUUGUAAUAAUUAUCAGUUGCAGACUCCAAAUUGGAAAAUAUAUAGUAUUCUUGUGUGGUUGAUUUACUAGGUCAGCUUGGUUCAGGAGAAAUCACACAUCACACCAACAGACUCAACAGGCAUAUCUAGCAGAAAUUGUCAAUCUUGUUUAAAGUAGAAUAAAGAAGUAGGAGAAAGGGAAAAAAUUAAGUUUAGAGGAAUAAGAGAAUAUCGCUUCAGCAAUCUUGCCAUCUCCAUCUUGGGAGUAACAGCUUAUAUGUUGUUGUUGUCUCAGUAUAAUUAAUGUGCUUUGAGGUCAAAAUUUGUUAGAGAACAUGGGAAGAUCUAGGUUUUUAACAGGAAAUUUAGGUUAUGAUUGUUCAUCACACAUGAGGCCUUUCAAAACAAGUCCCAUAGUCACAGGAUGCUUAAUUUACAAAAAGUUGAAACAGGAGUUUUAAUGAUAUGUUUGUUGUGUAAAGUAUGUUAUACUGGAUACUGCUGUCUCCGCCACACUCAUACCACCCUCCCUUAAUCCUCAAGGAGAAUAUUUAAAUUCUUAAGAUCUUUGUGUUAUGAGUUACAAAUUAUGAUAUCUGGAACUCUACUUGUAGCCUGGCCUUUUCUCCUGUCAAUAGUGCCGUUUCUUGUGACCCAAAUACUGUUUUUUCCCCCAUUACUGCUUUUAUAAAUUCAGGGCCCCUUUCUGGGAGAAAUCCUUUUAAUUAGCUGGGUAAAUUGAGAGAAGAGAAACUCAUAGGGAGACAGAAGAUGAUGAAAUUUGCACCAGCCCUAAGCAAAAUUUUAGACUCAUUUUCUAGCUGAUAUAGUGUGUUGGGUGGUGCAAAUGGUCAAGGAGCUCAGCUACUAACUGAAAGGUUCGAACACGCAGAGUUGUCUUUGAAAAAAGGCCUUUGACGAAAAACCCUAUGGAGCACAGUUCUACUCUGAUGCACGUGGGGUCGCCAUGAGGUAGAGUUGAUGAGAUAGCAACUUUUUUUCAUUUUGUUCUCAUUUUCUUUUUAGUCCUGAAUUCUAUCAAAUUAGGUUAGUGGUGAUGACAGAAGUAUUUACCAUGGAUUUGCUAGAUAGCAAGCACUCAACCCUGAAUACUCUCACCUAGUCUUCACAACAAAUUUAGGAUCGUAAAUACUACUUAGACUAAUCCCAGAGUUCAUGUACGCAAGCACCGUUAUAUAUAGCCUGUAGCGAAAUAUAGUCGUAUGAGUCAUUUGGGUCAAUAAAGUAUAUGUGUUUCGGGGAAAAAGAAAAGUAUAAAACUCCGUGAUGCCACUUGAACAGCAGGUUUCUUUAACCUUGGGCUGCAAAAUUUUUCAAAAGGAGUCUGGAGUCUUGGAGGUGGGUGGAUUAAUUGCUUUUCCUCCUGGGGCCUUUGGCACAGGAGGGGGCCUCAAGCCUCUCCUGGGCUCUGCUUCCUGCUGGUGAGGACCCCCUCCCCUCCUCCACAGCCUCCUUAGCCACACCCCUGUCCACACACAAAAGCAGUCACCCUUGCAGCAGCAGCGCCGGAGGACAAAAUGACCGUAGUAGGCGUCAGUGACAGGAUGGAGGUAAAGGCUGCCGCAGGCUGGGAGGGCAAGGCAGGGACAUCUGAGGGAAAGGAAAGCCCGACCUGGAAACGCUCAUUUUUAGCUAAGUAGGGUUGCUCCACACUGGGCUGGGUGUAUUAGAGGCCCACUUAAAGGUGGGAAGCCCCAAAGGGCCCUUGAGACCCAAGGGUGUUUGCCUAGGAUUUCAGCCUUGUCUAUACUUCAGGGGAGUCCCAAAGCCAUGCAGAGUGAGGCCUGCAGCCCCAUCUCAAACUGAACUCUUGUGGAAUGGUAGCCAUGCUUGGCAGCAGUGCCUGUGAGGUUUCAGAAAUUUAACGUACUGGAAAAUGUUGGGUCUGAAAUCAGAUGGAUAAGUAUCUGUUGUUGUUUUCCUUGGGCAUCUGACUCUCUGUUUUCAUCCCGAUUUUGUGGCUCUCGUUGGAGGGAUUUUUUUGAGUUGGAGGGAUUGCAAUCCAUCCCAUCGUGGCCUGCAUUUUAUAACUAAGAUAAAAAUCUGACCCAUUUUUCCCUCUCCAACCAUAUGACUUAUCUCUUUUAUUUAUUUAUUUUUCUUUUUGCAAGCUUCUUAAGUCUUUUUUGGAAGGGGGACAGGAGCUGCUAAGUAAACUUGGAUUAGGGUCUAAGUUGAAAAUAAAAGAUGCGUUAACUCUUCCACAGCACGUCUUGGAAGUAAUAUGUAUGGCUGGAGUGCCCAAAUGUUGACACACUAACUUAAAAGCCAAAGUUGUCGAGCAACUAAAAUUUCCAUAAUAAAAAUUAAGUAUUUAAAUGAACUUGACUUGUUCUUGGAGCAUUCUGGAUUGAUCGGACAAACCAAUAUUCAUGGAUUCAUAAUUGCUAGAAUCUUCGAAGGUUCUAAUUAACAGAUGAGAAUUAGAAGCUCAUAGCGAUUGAGUGAUUUGGCUGAGUGCACAGAGCUAAUCUAGUACUCAUACUAAUUCCACUUCAAAUAUUGAUAUUACUAUAAAUAAAACCAAGUACUGAAAAAAAAAAGAUUACUAAGUAGUAAAGUUAAAAUUUUUUUAAAUGACUUGAAAUUGUCAACUACUUAAGCUUAUGUUAAACUACAUAAGCAUGAAUAAUCAAAAGUUAACUGUUACCUUAUUCUAGAUCUCUUGGUUGAUCUCAGCUAAACUUUAACACUUUACUCUUCAAUGUGUUUUUCAUUGUUUCCUGUAAUACUAGCAACACACUAUUUGAAUUUUACCACCACUCCCUUGAGUUGUCAUCUCUGCUUACUUGAUAUUUGACCACACUUUUCUUCCUCCUUAAAGCAAUACAGAUUAACGUAAAGAUCCUUGCUCUAGGUUUUAAAACCAUAUCCCAGUGAUUAUCAAAUUUGAGUAGGCAUCAGAAUCACCUGGAAGGUUUGUUAAAACAGAUUGCCAGGUGCUGUGCCCAGAGUUACUAAUUGAAUAGAUCUGGGAUAGGAACCCAAAAUUUGCAUUUCUGUUUCUAAGUUCUUAGGUGAUGUUGAUGCUACUGGCUGGGAACCACAGCUGGAGAACAAUUGCCUGUCCUAUAUCAGAGUGACAAUCUCAAGUCCAUUUUUUCUAACCGAUAUUUUUUCUUACUGAUUCUUAUUAAAAUCUACCAUGUCAGUAAACAAAAAACACAAAACUAGGACUUAGAAGACUUCAUACUGGCUGUGCUAUUAAAACCUCCAUUUCUUCAUAUCUGAAAUGAAGAUGCCGAAUUGAUCUCCAAGGGCCCAAUCAUUUGUAAAAUCCCGUUAUUUUGUUUCUGCCUAUUUUGUCUUAAAUAUUCCAUAGCAUGAGCUGGUACGCCCUCUUUUCAGUUAAUUUUGCAUUACUAAUGACUACAUUUAAAUGCCUCUGAACUAGUCCACUUUUUCAAAAAAGUCUUUGAACUAUCAGAGAAAAAGAUCUUUUUCCACCCUACUCAAGUUGGACUCGAAAUCACUGCGCCACACUCCCUGAUCUCCAUUUCAGUUGUGUAUUCAUUUCUUUAUUUGAUGAAUUAUUGAGUGCCACACUCAGUGCUAAAUACAAAGUGAAGACUCUCCUUACUCUCUAGAGUUUCUAAGAGGAGAUGAACUAUUACAGUGAGUGUUAUAAGGAUAUGUAGUAUGUACUAGGGAAGCAUAAAGGAGACAUCCAUUCCCAGCUUAGGGAAACCUAUGGAAGGACCAGUGAGCUGAAUCUAAAGUUGAUAUGUAGUUAUCCAGGAGAAGAAAGAAAAGUCAGGCAGGGGAAACAGCAUAUGUCAACGCGUUUGUGAUUGCAAGGAGUUCUGCAUUACUGGACCUUGAGUAAAUGGAGAUUGGAAUGAUAGGCAGUACCUUGAUCUCAUAGAUCUUUACUGAUUUGGGAUUUUUAUCUCAAGGACAGUAGGAAGCGAUUAAAAUUUCCAAGCAGGGAACUGAUCAAUAAGGUUUAGAACACUUUAGCCAAGUUAUGAAAGCACAUAGAGCAAGUUAUCAAGCUACUUGAAGAUUCAAACAAUUUAAAUGAUUUAAGCAAAAAGAGAGAAAAGCUCUAUGGUAACAAAUAGAGAAAAUUAGUUUGGUAGUUACUGAGGCCCUCAUGGCUUUGCAGGGUUUUCUGUUUAGAUUCUCUGGAAUGGUGCCAUGGUAGAACUGAAGUGCAAAAGAGCUCUCUCCCAUUUUGGCUAACUUACAACAUGAUGGCUGAUAGAAUAGAGUCUCAUUUGCCUUUCCUUUCUACACUGGAGUCAGUAUGAUUUCAACUAAUCCUUUUGAGUUUCAUAUAGAAUACGAAUACCAUACAACAUCUUUGUAUUAUUAUUAUAUCAGGUAUUUAAAUUUUAAUCUAGGCUUGUAUCUGGGGCCUUUUAGAAACCAGUCUGAAGUUUGUAAUUGUUCCUUUAAAUGAAAAACAAUUUUUGUAAAGAACUUAAAUAUUAAGAUAUAUUUUGAAAGUAACAUAUCUAGAUGCUUAAUAAAGUAAUGGCUGGCAACAAAAUUAUUGUUAAUGUUGAACUUGAUUUUUAAGAGUUUUCUCAGGUAUUUUAAUUAUGUUUUAUAAUUUAGAUCAUAGAAAUGAGUGACAAGAAGAAAGGCAAAUUGUUAAUGGAUUGAACAUAUUUUUGGAAGAAAAUGGUACAUUUUCACAAGUUAGUUUACUAUUUCUUUUAAAAGGACUUUUUUUUAAUUUUGCUUUCACUUUAUCUAGAGACGUUUGUAAAUGACAGCAGGUUAACUUUCAAGACUGUUGUAAUCCUGCUAAUAAUAAUUUUAAGUAAUCUGUUAAUCAUAAUAGUGAAAAAAAAUUUGUCUCUGUAUGUGAACUGCAAAUGUAUGUAAAGUAUAUACUCUAAGUUCUUUGCACUUUUUUGUCUUUACUCUUGUUUCCUUAGUCAUAGAAAAGGCUGUUUUAAAAUAAAUGCUUUCCCGCAUAUAUACUCAUGAUCCUUGAUGCCCCAGAUAAAAACAAGAUUUCCCACCCACACAUGCAGUUUUUAAAUCAUCAAAGAUUUUAUAGAAGCAAGAAGGUUUUGACUAUUUGGCCCAUUAAAAAAAAAAAAAAAGUACAAUCCUUUCCUGCCCCACAGUUGAAAGAAGAGUAUUUCAUGUUUUCUAGGUUUCUUCAGAUGACAAGUUUGAGGAUACUCUUGUGUAUACUAGUAAAUGAAAAAAAAAAACCAAACCGCCGCCAUCAAGUUGAUUCCAACUCAUAGUGACCCUAUAGGACAGGGUAGAACUGCCCCAUAUGGUUUCCAAGGAGUGCCUGGUGGAUUCGACUGCCCACCUUUUGAUUAGCAGCUAUAGCUCUUAACCACUACACCACCAGGGUUUCCACUAGUAUAUGAGUAUGGUCUAAUUGAAUGCCAGGAGACUGAUAAGCAUGUCAAAAUUUGAGAAGUGAUAUGAGUAUGGUCUAAUUUAGCACUUCUCAAAUUUUAACAUGCUUAUCAAUCUCCUAGCAUUCAAUCUUCUGAAUACGUGUUCUGAUUCAGCAGGGUUGGGAUAGGGCCUAAUCUCCAUUUCUGGCAAGUUCCUAGGUAAUGCUAAUGCCACUGGUUCAGGGACCACAUUUGGGUUAACAAGAGUGUAGAGAUAGUUUUUUUUUUUUUUUUUAAUGCAAACAUAUACAGAAAACCACAUAAUUAGAUUUAUGAGUCUAUUUUAUGCCAUCUCUUUGAAUUUAGGCUGACCCAAACCCAAACCCACUGCUGUUGAGUCGAUUCCGACUAGGCUAAGGCUAGCACAUGAUUAUUUUGACCAUUAGACUAUAGCUGUAUGACUUCCAGGGCUAAGUUAUAAGAAGAACUAAUAUAUUUUCAUACCUUAAGAAUGUCAAAAACUUCCUGAGUUCUUCUAAAGAAACUUCUGUACUGAAUGAACAUGAGAUACUAAGACAUUUAAACGUAACAUGAAUGGAAUUUAAGCAUUAUAGUUUUUUCAGCUGACCUCCCACCUCUACUCUUUACCCAUUCCAGUUCCUUUUAAAUAUGGUUUUAAAUUAAUAUUCUAGUAUACAGCUGAUUGUGUUAUUUUCCUGAUGAAAAACUUUUAGCUACUUUUACCAGAGUUCAAAAUCAUUAGCCAGAUAUUCCAGGUCCCUCAAGAUUUGGUCCCAAAUGAAAUCUGCAUCUUAUUUCUCAUGACCCUCCAACCUUGGGAGUAAGGCCAGUAUUGGUGUGUUAAUACCUGAAGAGUUGGAAUUGAAGGUAAGGAGAGGUAAAUAAAAUGUCAUUAUCAUUCAAAUAAAGUAGUAGUUAUCGCCUUCUGGGUUGAGGCACUAUAUUAGGUGAUAAACAGAGUUUGCAAGAUUUAGUGAGAGGAAAUGUAAAGCCUAGAUCAUAGUAGAUACUCAGUGAAUAUUAGUUUGUAUCCCUUAUGUCUUCACCUGUAUCUUAAAGGAAUUUUUGUAAAACAUUUUUAAAAUGCCUUAUCUCUUCACCUGUAUCUUAAAGGAAUUUUUGUAAAACUUCACUUGUAUCUUAAGGGAAUUUUUAUAAAACA
Loxodonta africana (African savanna elephant) is the source of this 9778-nucleotide messenger RNA. RefSeq names its product PMS1 homolog 1, mismatch repair system component (gene PMS1). The transcript has 13 exons. The record is from RefSeq and is a predicted model, not a curated record. Gene Ontology annotation, cellular component: MutLalpha complex. Lineage: Eukaryota; Metazoa; Chordata; Mammalia; Proboscidea; Elephantidae. The coding region runs from base 102 to 3071 and encodes 989 amino acids. Gene Ontology annotation, biological process: mismatch repair. Gene Ontology annotation, molecular function: mismatched DNA binding; ATP binding; ATP hydrolysis activity.